UUCUUUUCCGAAACUCGUCCCCGUCUUGCUGGGAACAUGCCCUCUAUGAACCUGUUGAACAGACUUGGAUUUGGUAGCACAAGGUCACCGGAGAACAUGGAUUCAUCCAUUGCUCAGGGACAAGAUGACAUACCGGCACCAGGCCAGCAGUUUGCGCAGUUCGGUGCUGGCUGCUUUGGGAUUUGCUCGCAGGGGCUUUUGCAUAAUCCAAGCUAUGAGGAUGUGUCUUCAGGGACCACUAACCACGCAGAGAUUGUAAGAGUCCAAUAUGAUCCCAAAGCAUGUGGCUACGAGUCUCUAUUUGAUGUGUUUUGGGCUAGACAUGAUACUACCAUACUGAAUAGACAGGGGAAUGAUGUGGGAACACAUUAUAGAUCUGGAAUAUACUUCUACACUCCUGAACAAGAGAAAGCAGCUCAAGAGUCCUUGGAACAACAUCAGAAGCAGUUGAACAGGAAGAUUGUUACUGAGAUCGUUCCUGCAAAGAAGUUCUACAGGGCAGAGGAGUACCAUCAACAGUAUCUCGCGAAAGGAGGUAGAUUUGGUUUCAAGCAAUCUACUUCUAAAGGAUGCAAUGAUCCAAUUCGGUGUUUUAAUUGUUGAAGGUGAAUCACCAUCAAGGAUCAUAAGGACACUAUGACCUGUACUUUUUUAGAUGAGAGUUGAUGAUUUUGUUAGUAGCUAUUUGAUUUGUUAAUAUAUCAACAAAACUCUUGAACAAUGUAUUGGAGGUUGAAAACGGGCAUAGGCAUAAAUUCAGUUGUAAAGUUGUAUAUUGUCUCUCAUAUUAUAUUAUG
This is a messenger RNA of Lotus japonicus, 797 nucleotides long. Its product is annotated as peptide methionine sulfoxide reductase-like. The coding region runs from base 37 to 603 and encodes 188 amino acids. Gene Ontology annotation, biological process: cellular response to oxidative stress. NCBI's taxonomy places the organism in Eukaryota, Viridiplantae, Streptophyta, Magnoliopsida, Fabales, Fabaceae. The transcript has 2 exons. Gene Ontology annotation, cellular component: cytoplasm. The record is from RefSeq and is a predicted model, not a curated record. Gene Ontology annotation, molecular function: peptide-methionine (S)-S-oxide reductase activity.